AUACCGUACUUAUUACUAAGCAUGGUUAAAAAUUUGCUUUUUGUUGCCUUUCUUCUACUCUCCGUGAGAUACAUUUGUCCGCAGAUUCCUGAACAAUCCGGCUCCGAACUACCAGUUCUCGGACUUUUGGGUGCCGUGGGGGUUAUCGCCAGCGUACCAUCUGCAGCUCUUUCAGUUGGAGUACAAAGACUAAGGUCAGAAAUAAGGGACUGUGAAAAUGAAAAGGAAAAGCUGGGGUCAGAAGUUUGCAGUAUGGCCUUGGCUCAAAAACGGACAGAACUGGAGGAAGCAAAGGCGGAUCUGGAGGAAUGCAGGGGUGGCUAUGACAAUUUUUAUGAGUUUCUCGAUAAUUUGUGUGAUGUAUAUAGAUUCAAAGAGUGUGAUUGUUCCUCGAUAAACUCUGAAGCUGAGUGUAACAGUACGGGGUAUUGUGAAUGGGGUGACUGUGAGACCUGUGACUGAGGGAGAUGUUAUUGUAUAGACUACAAGCGCAUUUUAUAUUUUUAUGCUGCUUAAAUGAAGUAAGAUGCAGAAUGCGAUUCAAUGCGUAUAUAUAGAUACACGUACUAAACAUAUAAAAAAUAGUACAGAUACACCAAACAUACAAUAAUUUAAUUUCAAACAAUUUUGUGCAUGAUGAAGUGAAAGUUCAAAGUGCA
This is a messenger RNA of Saccostrea cuccullata (small rock oyster), 659 nucleotides long. RefSeq lists its product as uncharacterized. Lineage: Eukaryota; Metazoa; Mollusca; Bivalvia; Ostreida; Ostreidae. The coding region runs from base 22 to 462 and encodes 146 amino acids. The record is from RefSeq and is a predicted model, not a curated record. The transcript is spliced from 3 exons.